Jaculus jaculus (lesser Egyptian jerboa) is the source of this 1115-nucleotide messenger RNA. RefSeq names its product insulin-like growth factor-binding protein 7. The coding region runs from base 18 to 878 and encodes 286 amino acids. Gene Ontology annotation, molecular function: insulin-like growth factor binding. The transcript has 5 exons. The record is from RefSeq and is a predicted model, not a curated record. NCBI's taxonomy places the organism in Eukaryota, Metazoa, Chordata, Mammalia, Rodentia, Dipodidae. Gene Ontology annotation, cellular component: extracellular region. Gene Ontology annotation, biological process: regulation of signal transduction; regulation of cell growth.
GUCGCUGCCACCCGGCCAUGGAGCGACCGUCGCUGCGCGCCCUGCUCCUCGGCGCGGCCGGGAUGCUGCUCCUGCUACUGCCCCUCUCUUCCUCCUCCUCCUCCUCCUCGUUCGUCUGCGGCCCCUGCGUGCGGGAGAAGUGCCCAGCCCUGCCCCCCGGGGGCUGCCAGCUGGGUGAGACCCGCGAUCAGUGCGGCUGCUGCCCGCUGUGCGCCCGGGGCGAGGGCGAGCCAUGCGGGGACCGGGGCUCGGCGGGCAUGCGGUACUGCGCGCACGGCAUGGAGUGCGUGAAGAGCCGCAAGAGGAGGAUGGACAAGGCCGGGUCAGCGCUGGGCAGCAGCCGCAGGAUGAGCGGCGUGUGCGUGUGCAAGACCCGCUACCCCGUGUGCGGCAGCGACGGCACCACUUAUGCCAACGCGUGCCAGCUGCGCGCCGCCAACCUGAAGGCCGAGUUCCUGGGCAAGCAACCCAUCACGCAGGUCAGCAAGGGCCCCUGCGAGCAAGGUCCUUCCAUUGUGACACCCCCCAAGGACAUCUGGAAUGUCACUGGUGCCCGGGUGUACUUGAGCUGUGAGGUCAUUGGAAUCCCAACACCCGUGCUCAUCUGGAACAAGGUAAAAAGGGGUAACUAUGGGACUCACAGGACCGAGCUAUUGCCUGGAGACAAGGACAACCUGGCUAUUCAGACCCGCGGAGGUCCAGAGAAGCAUGAAGUCACCGGCUGGGUGCUGGUGUCUCCUCUCACUAAGGAAGAAGCUGGUGAAUAUGAGUGCCACGCGUCUAACAGCCAGGGAGAAGCGUCAGCUUCGGCAAAGAUCACAGUGGUUGAUUCCUUACGUGAAAUACCUGUGAAACAAGAUGAAGCUGCUGAGAUAUAAACCUGCAGAAUAUACUAGCUACAAGUCCUCUAAGAGUUCACCUGUAACCCUAUUCCUGCCUAAUAACAGAUUUCUUUAAUCCAACCCACUAACACUUCAGUUAUAUUCUCUGGUUUCACAUAGUGAAAUCAAAUCAAAGAAAACACAUCAAGACUAUCUACAAAAAUUUAUUGUUUAUUUACAGAAGGAAAAGCAUGCAUAUGUUUAAACAAAACAAAUAAAAUGUUUAUCACAAUA